AUGGGUAGACCUAGCAAACGCGCUGCUCAUAUGAGACAGCACCGUUUAAAUGAGACAAACGAAGAAAGGGAGAAACGUCUAUCUCAAAAGAGGAAAUCUACCUCAAUUGACAUUUCAAAAGAGACUUGUGAAGAGCGCAAAAAUAGGCUUUCAAUAAUGCGGGCUUACAUGAAAAAAGUUUUGUACAGGGAAAAUAUCGAAAAACGUACUCUCCGUCUCGGCCUGAUCCACGAUCGCCUAUCGAAUGUGACGGAAGAACAACGUGCCCACCGCCUCGGCGUGAUCCACGAUCGUCUAUUGAAUGAGACGCAAGAGCAACGUGCCCACCGCCUUGGCAUGAUCCACGAUCGUCUAUCAAAUGAGACGCAAGAGCAACGUGCUCACCGCCUUAGCAUGAUCCACGAUCGUCUAUCGAACGAGACGCAAGAGCAACGUGCCCACCGCCUUGGCAUGAUCCACGAUCGUCUAUCAAAUGAGACGCAAGAGCAACGUGCUCACCGCCUUAGCAUGAUCCACGAUCGUCUAUCGAACGAGACGGAAGAGCAACGUGCUCACCGCCUCGGUGUGAUCCACGAUCGUCUAUCGAACGAGACGGAAGAGCAACGUGCUCACCGCCUCGGUGUGAUCCACGAUCGUCUGUCGAACGAGACGGAAGAGCAACGUGCUCACCGCCUCGGUGUGAUCCACGAUCGUCUAUCGAAUGAGACGGAAGCGCAACGUGCCCACCGCCUCGGCGUCAUCCACGAUCGUCUAUCGAACGAGACAGAAGAGCAACGUGCUCACCGCCUCGGUGUGAUCCACGAUCGUCUAUCGAAUGAGACGGAAGAGCAACGUGCCCACCGACUCGGAUUGAUUCGCGAUCGCUUAUCAAACGAAACACCUGAAACUCGUUCAGAUCGACUUAGUAGAAUGCAACAAGCUAAUCAAGCUUGUAGGGACAUCACAAAUGAACAAUCUUUUGAAGCGGCUAUUAAUAUUUUUGCUGAUGUACCAUGCGCCGUUUGUAAAAGAAGCCUUUAUCCUCAACAGCGUUCCAAUUUACGAGCAAAUAUGUAUAGUAUACUAUUACCUGAAGAACUGGUUGCUUUAGGUACAAUAACUACGUGCUCUCGAUGUAGCAAUAAUAUUAGGAAAAGAAAAAUUCCAACAACUGCAUAUUGGAAUAAAAUGAUGCCCGCAGAAGUACCGCCUGAAUUAGUCAAUUUGACGAGCGUUGAAGAACGAUUUUUAAGCCGCAUCGUACCGUUUUUAAAGAUUGUAAAACUUAAUAACCGGUUCAGUCAAAAUUGGUUUAAAGGGCAGGUCAUUCUAUUUGCAAAGGAUGUUGUGGAAAUUGCUGAACAGUUACCACUGACACCAAAUCAAGCUGGUUUAGUUUUGGUAGUGGAAAGUCUCGAGAACCUUUCAUGUUCUAAAGAAUUCGUCGUGGAUAUGCAAAGACUGAAUCGAGCAUUAACUUGGUUAAUUUCCAAUAACCAUCUUUACAGCGAUGUUCAGGUACAUUUUGAAACUACUUUAAAUAUUCCUCAUAUAUUACAAAUAGCUGAAAAUUCUAUUCCUGAACAGGAUGGCGUUGCUUCUGAAACUUUAUCACAACAUUAUAUCACUUUAAAUGACAACAAGGCAAUAUUACGCGGAUCAUUUAAUCAAGGUGAUUUACGAUUUAAUUUAUCUCGGGGUAAGCAAUGUACUGGGAUAGCGGCUGUUGCUUGUGCAGCAUUUAGUGUAUUAGAUCCAAACAAGUGGGCCAAAAGUGAUAUUGAUUACAUUGUAAUUAUUGACGAUAAAUACUAUAAUGACUGCAUCGCUGCUAGAGAUAAUCCUGCGCCCGGCGAAGUAAAUCCUGAGUACCUUGCUGUUUCAGAUCUUAGUCCAAGACUUAUAUAUAAUAGACAAAAUUUAGUGAUCACAGUACUUGAGGAAACCAAUCAUAAUGGCCACAUAGACAAUGAUAAUACUUCCGAUGGAUUUCCUAAUUUAAAAAAUGCAUUAUUAAGUUUUUUCAGAGAACACUCCAACGGGAUACUUACAGCAAACGCCAUAUCGAUAGCAGUGCAUUGCAGAACUUUAGGUGACAAUCAAACUUACUUUUUGUUUGAUUCCCAUGCAAGGGGUCCCAAGGGGGCUUCCGCUCCCAUAAAUGGUACCGCUUGUUGCAUGCGAUUUAGUGAACUGGAUGAUUUGCAUGCUAUUUUACGUCGCAAUUUAUUUGUGUCGCCAAAAAAAGUGCCAGAAGGAAACUUUCGAGAUAAUCUUAAUGUAUUCUCGUUAACAUCAUUAGUUAUAGCUCGAGACUCCCAAAGACAAACAAUUACGCCAAUAUUGGAACAAUCGUCAAGGUUAGAGAGUCCAACAUUUACACCAAACUAUUCCCUCCAACCAAUAAUACAAACAAGUAAUACCCUCCAAACAACAACACAAGUCAUUCAGUCUAUCCAAAAAACAGUUCCGGUAAAAUCAACCCAUUUUCAGUUGCCAUUACCAGUCCAUAACUCCUUAAGCACCAUUUAUAUCGAAUCAACAGGUAUGCUCCAAAAUAUAGACGUUAACGUACCUAAUUUAGAAAAUGUUGUUAAUAUGAAUAGCUCUUCAACCGAUGAUACAAUGAGAUUGGCCGCAAUUACAAGGAAAACUGCACCUCCCUUGAAUUUGGAACGUGAACGCCGUAUGGAGGAAUUAUGUUGGAUGCGACAAGGUCAUGGAGAGCAAACACCACAGGGACUUGUAGAUAAUAUGCAUCUCACUAUGAGAAAUAUUCGAGGAUCGGCAUCAUAUUGGCAGAAAUGUUGCUCUGAAUUGAUUGCCAUGGUUAGAACUUUAGGGCCUCCCACAUGGUUUUUAACAUUUUCCUGCAAUGAUUUAAAUUGGCCAGACAUGAUAAAAGCCUUGCUUAUCGCUGAUGGACGUGAUAUCGAUGACGUCGAUCGCCUGUCAUUCCCGGAGCGCUUGAACCUAGUGCAAAAACAUCCGGUAGUGUUAGCACGACAGUUCACAGUACAUGUUAACGCUCUCAUGCGAUUCUUAAAGAGAAAUAAAGAUUGCUUGGGUGGUCUUAUUGAAGAUUUUUGGUACCGAGUGGAGUUUCAAAACCGCGGUAGCCCACAUCUGCGUAUGUUAGUCUGGUGUAGUAAUGUUCCGAAUUUCACCACUCCAGAAGGAGUUGCUGUAAUUGAAAGGGUGGUUUCAUGUUCAUUAACUCCUAAUGACCUUGUGUUGCGCAAAUUAGUUGAGGAUUUACAGAUUCAUAAACACACUGCGACAUGCAAAAAAAAUCGCCAAACUGAUGGUUGUCGAUUUGAUUUUCCAAAGCCAGCAAGUGUUAACACCGUUUGUCUUGGACCAGAUGAAGCACUUGCUAACAAUGGACGAUUUUGUAUAUUGAAACGAACCUCAAAUGAAACCAUGGUAAACAAUUACAAUGCAGUUUUUUUAAAUCUAUGGAAGGGAAAUAUUGACGUGCAACCGUGUGGUAAUGUCACCGCUGUGGCCUACUACGUCGCAAAAUAUGCCAGUAAAUGCGAACCACAUGACACAGGUGAUGUAAUUCGAGAAGAUAUUUCGAAUGCUAAGAGACAAGGUGGUGAUGUUUGGAAACAAUUGUUUUCAAUAUCAAUGACUAUUUUAAAUAAACGCUUGGUGAGUGCGCCCGAAUGCGCUUACAGAUUAUGCCAUUUUCCAUUGAAAAUGUCGUCGCGAAAGACUGUUUUUGUGAAUAGUUGCAGGCCGGAGGAACGUUACAGACUCCUGAGAUUUGAUAGUGAUGAAACCAGUAUUUACAAUAAUAUUUUUGAUCGUUAUGUAUUACGCCCAAACGAGCUGGAGAAUUUAAGCCUUGCGGAAUUUGCCGUCCGUUUUGAAACCGUCUCUAACACGACAUGGUCAGAGGACAAUGGGGAUGCGGAACUGAGAGACGAAGAUAUUACGCCAGAGAGGUAUAUCAGAUUGCAGGACAAUACGAGAUUGCGUGUAAGAAAUAGACCGGCAGUGUUACGUACCCGCUAUUAUACAAUUAAUAGUGACAAAGAAGCAUAUUAUUACAGUUUAUUAGUAUGCCAUAUACCAUUUCGUAAUGAAGGCGAAUUACUUUUCGAAAAUGAAACCGCUGAAGACUGUUUUAUAAGACCAAAAGGGGAUCUUCGCCCGUUGCAGGGUGACAUCAGUUCAGAACAAAUUGGUCAUGCCGAAUUAAUUAUUCAACAAGCUGUUGCGCAAGCUACCGCGCUUAAUGCUGCGCGUGAAACCGAUAUAGGCAAUGCUUCCAUGUUAUGUGUUGGUGAAAAAAAUUUUACAUGA
Molecule: messenger RNA, 4293 nt
Organism: Parnassius apollo (apollo)
Lineage: Eukaryota; Metazoa; Arthropoda; Insecta; Lepidoptera; Papilionidae
Source: the annotation of a GenBank genome assembly